This is a messenger RNA of Dermacentor albipictus, 6493 nucleotides long. Its product is annotated as fatty acid synthase-like. Lineage: Eukaryota; Metazoa; Arthropoda; Arachnida; Ixodida; Ixodidae. Gene Ontology annotation, molecular function: fatty acid synthase activity; 3-oxoacyl-[acyl-carrier-protein] synthase activity; phosphopantetheine binding. The record is from RefSeq and is a predicted model, not a curated record. Gene Ontology annotation, biological process: fatty acid biosynthetic process.
GGCCAAAGUUAUUUUUGCAAUGGAGACUGGCACCAUCGCUGGCAAUUUGCACUUUAAUGAGCCGAACCCUGACAUUCCAUCUCUGCAAAACGGUAGCAUUGAAGUUGUGGACAAGCCGACACCUUUCCCAGGAGGCCCAGUUGGCGUCAAUUCCUUUGGUCUUGGAGGUGCCAAUGCGCACGUGAUUCUGGAAUCUAUUCCAGGGCCUCACGUGAAUGACAUUGCACGUGAUAAGCCAGAGCUGCCAAGACUUGUUCUUGUGGCCGGUAGAACAAAAAAUUCGCUUGAGCAAACUAUGGACCGGCUGGUUACCGAGGGACCCUACCAGGAUUCCGCGUACGCUCUCCUCAACAUUGUCGGCCAACCAUGUGUCACGCAGUUUCCCUUCCGAGGCCACGUGCUGGUUCCUGUGGAUGGUUCUGGAAAAGAGGUCAUCAAAGCCGCGAUGGAAGCUCAGUCGACGAAGCAGCCGCUGUGGUUUGUUUUCACUGGAGUUGGGUGCCAGUGGAAUAGCAUGGCGAAGCAGAUGAUGCAUUUUGACUUGUUUGCGCGCUCCAUCCAGAAGUCACACGAGCUCCUUAAGCAAUUUGACAUUGACCUCAUAGACCUGCUAACUGGCAAGAAGGAGGAUAAGUCCGUGGCAUCACUCUAUGGAUGUAUUGCUGCUGUUCAGGUGGCACUUGUGGAUGUGCUGUUCGCCUUGGGAAUCAGGCCAGACGGCGUGGUAGGCCACUCGCUGGGAGAGAUGGGCUGCGCCUAUGCCGACGGAUGCCUCACAGCCGAACAGACCGUACUGUCGGCCUACUGGCGAGGACGCUGCGUGGACGAGGGUGACCUGCCUAGGGGAGCGAUGGCCGCCGUCGGUCUAUCGUGGGAGGAGGCUACAAGACGCUGCCCAGAUGGCGUACAGCCAGCUUGCCACAACGCAGAGGGCUCUGUUACUAUAUCCGGAGCAGCCGAAGAAGUAGCCAAAUUCGUCGAAGACCUUAUGGCUGAAAACGUUACCGUCCGAGAGGUGAACAGCUCAGGCGUGGCCUUUCACAGCAAGUGCAUGGAGAGCAUCAGACCGGCCUUCACGGAAGUCCUGCAAAAGAUUAUUACGGAACCGAAACUACGCAGCAAGAGUUGGUUGAGCACUUCACUGCCACCGCACCGCUGGCACGAGUCUCUUGCUCAGAGAUGCACACCAGAAUACUGUGCAAACAAUCUCGUAUCACCGGUGUUUUUCUUCGAAGCUGUGCAACACGUUCCCAAGGAUGCCAUCUUGGUUGAGGUUGCACCCCACUGCCUACUUCAGUCGGUUUUGAGACGCUCUGUUGGCGCGGACGCCACUUGCCUUGGCCUGAUGAAGCGGGACGCGGACAACCUGAGCUUCUUCCUGAACUCUUUGGGCCAGCUGCACUCGCUGGGCGCGCAGUUUGACCCGUCUCCGCUGUACCCGCCUGUGCCCCUGCCUGUACCACGUGGCACCCCGAACAUCGCGCACCUCGUCAGCUGGGACCACUCUCAGCAAUGGACCGUUGCCAAAUGGAAGGAUUUUGCUACGUCGGCCCAGCUUUCCGAAGAAGUCAUAGAGGUUGACAUCGACGACUCUGAACGGGACGCAUACUUGGCUGGACAUCAACUUCAAGGCCGCAUUCUGUUUCCUGCGAGCGGCUACAUAUUGAUGGUCUGGAAGUCCCUGGCAAAGCGCUACGGAAAGCCGUUUGAGAAGCUUUCAGUAGUACUAGAAGAUUUGACAUUUCACCGUGUCGUCAUUCUGCCUAAGACAGGUACCGUGCGGUAUCUCGUGAACAUCAUUCGAACAUCCGGGGAGUUCGAGAUCUCCGAGGCAGGAACGGUGGUCGCGAGCGGCUCCAUUCGUCUGGCUGCGGAGAACGAGAAGCUCCUCGACGAAGAAGCGCUGGCCACGCCAACCGACACGCUGGCCUACGAGCUCGAAGCUGAAGACAUCUACAAGGAGUUCCGGCUACGGGGCUACGAGUACCACGGCGUAUUUCAGGGCACAACAAAAGCUGAAAUACAUAGACCAUGCGGCAAGCUCAAGUGGGACGGUAACUGGGUGUCAUUUAUUGACACCAUGCUCCAGAUGACUCUCCUUUCCAGCUCAAAGAGAAUCUUCAAGCUGCCGGCGAAGAUCCAGUCAUGCCGCAUCGACCCCAAUGUUCAUUCCGCUGCCGUUGAGAAAGCUCAAGGAAGCGGCAUCGACGUUGUUUACGACGUCUCCUUCAACACGUGUCAAGCUGGAGGUGUAGCUGUGCAAGGAUUAAAGACAAGCAUCCCAAUAAAGCGCAUCGUAGACAAUACGCCAAUCAUAAACGAGUACAAGUUUGUACCAUACAUAGACGAUGAGUUGAGCCAGCAAAACAGGCAAGCAUGCAUUGAAGAAUACAUGAACAUAUGCAAUGACCGGGCCGCACGUGCUCUCAAGAACUUCAGCAGCAAUGAGUAUGAUAUCUCUGAACUUAAGGAACAGAACAACCAUGUUCCCGAAGAAAUCCUUCGAAGGCUUCUGGAUAAUGACGCUGGAAACCACGGCCUUUUGAGAGUCCUUGCCACCGUAGAGGAACAGGUGAAGAUUUCCGCUUCCUCACCGGAGGAUAUCAUCCAAUCUGCAGUGGAGGCCUACAGAAAGGAACUUGAAACUGACCUUCUGACGACAGCACUCUCUGAAGAGGAUCCAUUUAGGCACCUCCUUGACGUCGUCGUGGAGAACACUAGCCUGAAGUCGAUUCAGGUUCUUGAGACGACAGCCCCGGGAACUCACUGCAUUUUGGCCCCCCGAGUGUCUUCGUUGUUGGUCAUGAGCAAUAUGCUCCUAAAUAUCGACUACACUGUGGCUCGCCAUACCAUGGAUAAGGUUAUGCCAGAGAAUGUCCCACAAGGCACCAAAAUAGUAAUGUGGGAUCACAUCUCAGCCUCGAAUGAACGACUGCACGACGCUGACCUGAUUGUCACCUGCCUCUACCCCUGGAGUUCAUACAGCAUCGAUAUAUUGAUUGAGAAGUUCUCGAAACUGUGCAAAAAGCAAGGCUUUGCCAUUGUGUUCCACCGUACCGCUAUGACGGUGGCAGAAAAACUCAUGUCGUCCAUUGGAAAGUGCAAUUUCACAGUGCACUCGAUUGAAAUAAUUAAGUCACUGUUCCGGUCUCAUGGAUUCCAAUUGAUUGGCCAAAAGUCGAACAGCAUAUCUGCACUACUCUUGUUUAGAAGAACGGUCGUGACAGCUGAGACAGCUAACCCAUUCCUCCUCAGGGUAAGCAAUGCCAAAUACGACUGGGUGGAGGUACUUAAGGCCAAGGCUGCAGAAGUGGAACAAAAGCCAGCAGGCCAUAACCUUUGGCUGCUUGCCGAGGACGGCGGUAUCAGUGGUGUGGUUGGUUUGACAAACUGCCUUCGCAUGGAGACCGGUGGAAGCCGCCUUAGAUGCCUGUUCAACGCAAGCUUCAAUGAUUCAGAAGAAAUUGACUUCAGCCCGAGAAACCCAGACUACAAUGAUAUACUGGUGAAGGACCUUGUCAUGAACAUCUACCGUCACGGGCAGUGGGGAUCCUUCAGACAGGGAAGCCCACUCAAACGUGGUGAUCCAAAAGUUCUCACAGAGCUUGCUUACCUCGACAUGGAAAUGCGUGGUGACUUGUCCAGUUUACAUUGGUACGUGUCACCGCUGCGAUACGCUCUCUCCUCCACUUCAACUACUAAGACCAUCUGCACAGUUUACUACGCUGCCCUCAACUAUCGUGACGUCAUGCUCGCCACUGGUAAACUUUCAGCUGAUGCUCUUCCCGGUGAUCUCGCCACUGGUGACUUGCUCUUUGGCAUGGAAUUCUCUGGCCUCGACCACCGGGGGCGCAGAGUCAUGGGCCUUCUGGCAGCGCAGGGCUUGGCCACUGCCGUGGCGGUGGACCCAAGCGUCUUGUGGGAAGUGCCCGAAGCGUGGAGCCUUCAGCAGGCAGCCACCAUACCGAUGGCCUAUGCCACAGCCUACUACGCCCUCCUCGUGCGUGGGCACAUGCGUCCUGGAGAAUCGGUGCUCAUUCAUUCAGGAAGUGGAUGCAUCGGACAGGCAGCCAUUUCCAUCGCACUUUCUAUGGGAUGCAUCGUCUUCACGACCGUCGGUUCUAAUGAGAAGAGAGAAUAUCUAAUUCACCGCUACCCAAAACUGGAAGCAAGAAACAUCGCAAGUUCACAGAAUCUGUCCUUUGAAAAACAAGUACUUCGAGAAACUAAAGGAAGAGGUGUGGACCUCGUGCUCAACUCACUGGCAGAAGACAAGCUCCAGGCCAGUGUUCGCUGCCUCGCAACACACGGCCGCUUCCUGGUGAUUGGAAAAGUCGACAUGUCUAAUGGCUCCUCAUUAAAUAUGUCUGUGUUCCUGAAAGGCGUCAGUUUCCACGGGGUCUUGGUGGAACUUCUAAACGGCGAUGACGCCAUUGCAGUUGAAGAAAGGCAUCGCGUCGCAGAACUCAUCCGCGGUGGAAUCGCGUCGGGUGCCGUGAGGCCACUUGAUGCCGUCGUGUUCCCACAUGACCAAGCGGAGGAGGCCUUCCGGUUUAUGGCUUCAGGAAAACAAGUAGGCAAAAUUGUGCUCGAGAUUCUGCCGGAGAAAACCCUUCAGAAAAAUGAAGUGCCCAGACCGCUCAUCGUCGAGGCCACCACACGCACCUGGUUCUACGGGCACAAGUCGUACGUCAUCACUGGUGGCCUGGGCGGUUUCGGCCUUGAGUUGGCCGAGUGGAUGGUGAACCGCGGAUGUCGGAAGCUUCUCCUCACCGGCCGGUCAGGAGUGCGUACAGGGUACCAGCGACUUUGUCUGCAUCGCUGGCAAGAGGCUGGAGCCAAGGUCAUUGUGAGCAAGAUUGACGCAUCCGAGGAAGACGGUGCCCGAAAGAUUAUUGAAGAAGCGACAGCUAUGGGACCCAUAGGAGGCAUAUUCAUCCUAGCUGUGCUGCUCCGCGACGGGCUCCUUGAAAACCAGACAGCCGAGGCCUUUGAGACAGUCUUCAGAAUAAAGAUUGAUGGGACCCGACACCUGGAUGAAAUCUCGCGCCAGGCGUGCCCUGAACUGGACCAUUUCGUCGCUUUCUCAUCCCUGUCUGCCGGUGUCGGCAACGUCGGACAGACAAACUACGGCUACGCUAAUUCAGCAAUGGAACGCAUUUGCGAGCGGCGUGCUGCACGUGGGCUACCCGGGCUGGCUAUCCAGUGGGGCGCCAUCGCUGAUGUGGGCGCGUUCCACGAGGCAAUGGGCGACGACGCCACUAUCGGCGGUACCACGCCUCAGCGAAUCAGCUCGUGCAUCAAGUUGAUGGACCGAUUUUUGAACCAGAAUCAUCCUGUCGUUUCGAGCUGCGCUAAGGCAGACCUAUCCACCGAGGACGACAGCAACAAGUGCGACCUCAUCGAGGUGAUCGCACGAAUCCUCGGUGUCAGGGAGCCAGCAAGCCUGAACCCCGCCAUUUGUUUCACCGAACUUGGCAUGGACUCUCUUAUGGCCGUCGAAGUGAGGCAGGCAAUCGAGCGGCACAUCGGCCUGACGCUAUCCGUGCAGGAGAUCCGGCAACUGACCAUCAAUGGGCUGCAGGAAUUGAGCGAAAAUACCAGAGUCAGAUAGACAGCUUAAAUACAGCUUAUGGACAACAGUAGCAAGGAUUUAUGAAGUGGACCCUAAAAAUAUCGCAUGCAGUAAAUUUCAUAACAGAUAAUCCCACAAUGGUGGCAUACUGCCUUGCCAUGAAAAGAAAACUUUAAUUUUUGCAAGACGAACGUUUCUAGCCCUUUCCUUCUUAUAUGAAUGUUCCUACACUACAUAUACAGCGAAACACAUGUGUAAGGAUCUCCUCCUUCUCCUACCCAAUGCCUUUUGGUAUUGUCUCUAACCACUGCGAUUUUUUUUUCGUCAUCACAGUGAUCGCUAUAACAAGUGGCGGGUGUGCAAACAAAAGACAAUAAGGCUACUUUCACAAACACACGCACACAAAGCAAAAAUGUUUUGAGAAUGCCUGCCCACUUCUAGCCUUAAGCCUUUGCUGCGGAUGCCUAAUUGAAUGCUUCCAAAAAUGGAAAUGAGGAAGCUAUACUGCACCACGUCAUAUUACAGCGUACUUCUGAAUCUCACAAGUACGUUGCGCUAAAGGGGCCCUAAAGACAAGAAAUAAAGUAUAUAUUGCGAAUAAAGUGGUGAUCCAAAAAUCUAUACUUACUACUUUCGUGGUAGUAGGUUGUUUAGAAGGAGUGAAAUCGAAGGUCAAAUUGGAAGUUUUUUAAUUCGGUGCCGAUACCAAGGCGCGCAACGUAAUUGCGGUGUCCUAUAAUUCAAUCUUCUUUUGUUUAGUGCUUGGGACAUUUUGUGACUCUAAAUGUUGUUAAAGCUUGGUAUAUUGAGUCUGUCGCUCACUUAAAAUGCAAUCAUGUGCAUUUUUAUCGUCAAAAAUUGACUAGCCGCGAACACACGUCGCAAACAUUGAUGACCUCAGGGCGUGCGAAAGCUGGA